AUGGAGCGGACCACUAAACGAGUGGGAAACCAUUUCGAGACCGGACUGCUGUGGAAGAAUGAUGAUCCACGAUUUCCGGAUAGUUUUCCGAUGGCUUUACGGAGGAUGAAGCAGCUGGAGAACAAAUUGAUGAAGAAUCCAGAUCUGUACGAGAGCGUGUGUCGACAAAUCGACGAGUGCCAGCAGAAGGGGUAUGCACAUGUUGCAACGGCAGAGGAGUUGCGGAAUUCCGAACCGGAGAAGGUGUGGUACUUACCGUUAAAUGCGGUGACAAAUCCCAGAAAACCAGGCAAGAUUCGUCUAGUAUGGGACGCUGCAGCCUCGGUGCAGGGAGUGUCCCUCAACCUGCAGCUGUUGAAGGGGCCAGACCUGUUGGUUCCGCUGGUAAAAGUGAUUGUAGGGUUUAGAGAACGACGGAUAGCGUUCGGUGGCGAUCUCCGUGAAAUGUACCACCAACUACAAAUCAUAGAAAGUGAUAGACAGUUCCAACGUUUCGUAUUUCGGAAAGAUUUCAGUAAAAAACCAACCAUUUUCGUUAUGGAUGUUGCUACGUUUGGCGCCACUUGCUCUCCAAGUUCGGCGCAGUAUGUCAAGAACAGAAAUGCGGAAGAACACGCAGUUCAAUAUCCACAAGCAGCGUCGGCUAUCAUACAUCGUCAUUACGUCGAUGAUUACUUCGACAGCGUUGACACUAUUGAAGAGGCGGUAAAUAUAGCGAAGCAAGUGCAUCUGAUACACAAACAUGUUCUUCGGAUUUUGGGUGAAGAAAAGCCGGUAUCGCCAGUACAUUUCAAUCGAGAUAAGCAGAGUUAUAGUGAAUGUGUUCUUGGUAUCAUUUGGGAUCCAGACUUGGACGAAUUCUCUUUCUCAACGUUGCACCGACCAGAAAUGCUGGCAUAUCUGUACGAUGGAAAACGGCCAACGAAGCAACUUGCCCUAAGCUGCGUGAUGGGAUUUUUCGACCCGAUGGGGCUGCUGUCACCCUUCACAAUCCACGGGAAAAUAAUAAUUCAGCAUCUGUGGCGUUUGGGCUGUGAUUGGAAAGAUGAAAUCGACGACGAGAGCUGGAGAUUAAGGAAACACUGGACUGGUCUACUGCCAGAAGUAGAAGCAGUUCGGAUCACACGAUGUUUUAUUGAAAACGCUCUAUCAUCGGCCGUUGAUUCACUAGAACUGCACAUUUUCACUGAUGCCAGUGAAUUAGCAUACGGCUGUGUAGCGUACCUGCGUGUGGAAAUCCAUGGGAAAGUACGAUGUAGUUUGGUUAUGUCUCGGGCGAAGGUGGCUCCACUGAAACGGCAAUCAGUUCCUCGACUGGAAUUAAUGGCGGCAGUACUCGGAGCUCGACUGAGUCGAACGGUUUUAGAAAUGCUCUCUACAGAAAUCAAGCGGUGUGUGUUGUGGACGGACUCUCGUACAGUGUGCAGCUGGCUGCAGUCGGAUCAGUACAAAUUCAAGCAAUUCGUUGCUUUCAGAAUUGGCGAAAUACUAGAACUAACUAGAGUAACUGAUUGGCGUUGGGUUCCUACUAAACUGAAUAUCGCGGACGUAUUGACUAAGUGGGGACAUGGAUCGUCGCUUAACAGCGACGGAGAAUGGUUCAACGGAGCAUCGUUUCUGUAUCUGCACGAAGAAGACUGGCCAAGAAAAGAAAAGCCGUUCGAGGAGACAAGCGAAGAGGCUAGAGGAGUGGUACUGUUUCUACAACUAGUUGACAAUGUAGCUAUUUCAAGAUGGGCAACUCUGGUGAGAGUCAUUGCAUAUGCGGUUCGAUUCACAGAAAAUUGUAAGCGGAAAAAGAAAGGACAGCCGGUAGUAACAAUCCAAGCCACAGCAAACCAACAACGAUCGAUUGAAACGAAAUAUCCCACAGUGCUGCAACCUCUUCAGCAGGAAGAACUGCAGAAGGCCGAGAUAAUUCUGUGGAAACAAGUACAGUUCGACAGCUUUCCGGAUGAAAUGAGUGCGUUAACGAAAACUCUCUAUCUAAAGCCGGAGCGAAUAUCAGCUAAAAUCGGAAGAUCGAGCAUUCUAGCAAAAUUGUCUCCAAUUCUGGACGACAACGGAGUUUUGCGGAUGGGUGGAAGAUUGGCAAUGGCGGAUAACGUUCCUUACGAUAAGAAGUUUCCGAUUAUUUUAUCACGACACCACGAUAUCACUAAAAAGUUGAAUCAUUCCUACCACGAAAGGUUCGGGCAUGCAAACAGAGAAACUGUCUGCAUUGAACUACGUCAGAAAUUCUGGAUUCCAAACCUCCGUGCAGUGAUCUGCCAAGUGAUGCGAGAGUGCGCAUGGUGCAAAGUUCAUCGAUGUCGCCCGCAAGUACCAAUGAUGGCUCCUCUUCCGACACAACGUGUCAAGGCAGGAUUGCGUCCUUUCAGCUCGGUCGGCAUCGAUUAUUUGGGACCAGUAGAAGUAUCAGUUGGAAGAAGGAGAGAAAAGCGAUGGAUAGCCGUGUUCACGUGCCUCACCAUCAGAGCAGUACAUCUUGACGUGGUUUACAGUUUGACAACGCAAUCGUGCAUGAUGGCAAUUCGUCGAUUCACUUGCAAACGAGGCGUUCCUGAUUUCAUCUUGUCGGAUAAUGCAACUUGUUUUGCGGGUGCUAGCAAGGAGAUGCAGAAAGUGCUGAACAAGAUUCACAGUUACUGUGCCGAAGUAAUAACGACGGCUACGACGGCCUGGCGCUUCAUUCCGCCCGGCACUCCGCACAUGGGAGGUGCAUGGGAGCGGAUGGUUCGUUCCGUGAAAGAAGCGAUGAAGGCUCUGGAUGAUGGCAGGAAGCUAACGGACGAGAUAUUGAGCACCACACUCGCAGAGGCAGAAGACAUGAUAAACACUCGACCUCUUACUUAUGUUCCUCAAGAAUCUGCCGAGAUAGAAUCUCUGACCCCGAACCAUUUUCUACGCGGAACGGUGAAAGAUGCAGAUCUUACUGUUGAUUGCGGUGUGAACCUAGCGGAUGCCAUUAGAGAUGUCUACAAGCGGUCACAGUAUCUAUCGGACCGGAUGUGGGAGCGUUGGAGUAAAGAGUACCUACCGACGAUUAAUCGGCGUACCAAGUGGUACGAUGAGCGACGACUACUGAAAGUUGGAGACCUCGUGUUUAUUGUGGACGGCAAAGAGAGAAAGAAAUGGACCAGAGGAAUGGUCGAAGAAGUGAUGCAAGGGCCCGAUGGUCGAGUCCGAGAAGCAAGAGUUAGAACUGCAGCAGGAAUCCAUAGGCGUUCAGUGGCGAAUUUGGCGGUAUUAGAAAUUGAGAGUUGUAAAUCCGGAAGUCCCGAAGAAACAUCGGAUGUUACGGGCUGGGGUGUUAACACCGCUGGCAACACUGGCGAUAGAAUCGCUAAACGCAGCAUUGAGGGAACGAAGUUCAUGUGCUAA
This is a messenger RNA of Malaya genurostris, 3384 nucleotides long. RefSeq lists its product as uncharacterized. Bases 1 to 3384 code for a protein of 1127 amino acids. The transcript is spliced from 2 exons. Gene Ontology annotation, biological process: DNA integration. NCBI's taxonomy places the organism in Eukaryota, Metazoa, Arthropoda, Insecta, Diptera, Culicidae. Gene Ontology annotation, molecular function: nucleic acid binding. The record is from RefSeq and is a predicted model, not a curated record.